Molecule: messenger RNA, 744 nt
Organism: Vigna unguiculata (cowpea)
Lineage: Eukaryota; Viridiplantae; Streptophyta; Magnoliopsida; Fabales; Fabaceae
Source: RefSeq, a predicted model, not a curated record
AUGGUCCCACACAAUGAACCAAUUUAUGGCUUUUCUGGAGAAAAAGUUUCCACUUGUGGCUACAUUGACCUCCAUACAGUCUUUCGUGACGGAGCCCAAACCAAGACCAUUCCUAUCCGCUUCGUCAUCGUCGACGCACCUACAUCUUAUAAUGUCCUCCUCGGCCGCCCCUCACUCAACACCCUUGGCGCUGUCGUUUCCACCCCUCAUUUGGCCAUGAAGUUUCCCUCCCCAUCUGGCGACAUCCUCACCAUUCAUUGCGAUCAACGCCUUGCACCUGCCGACUUGCUUGGAGUUGACCCUCAUGUAGCAUCUCACAAGUUAUCUAUCUACAAACUCGGCGAGGAGCGAUGCCUAGCGGCCAAGGCUGAGGCUGAUAAAUUACUGAGCGCAGGGUUCAUCGAAGAAGCUCACUAUACCACUUGGCUCUCUAAUGUGGUCCUGGUUAAGAAAGUCAACGACAAGUGGUGGAUGUGUGUUGAUUACACGAAUCUUAAUAAAGCUUGUCCCAGAGAUGCCUAUCCCUUACCCAAUAUUGACCGACUUAUUGACGGUGUGGCCGGUAACAAGGUCUUGAGCUUUCUUGAUGCAUACUCUUGUUACAAUCAAAUCCCCAUGGCCACAUCCGACAUGAGCAAAACCGCUUUCAUCAUAGACGACAGUAUCAAUAGUCUUCUCCGCAUUACGAUAGUACAACCUUCACCUCAACCCCGACAAGUGCAUAUUCGGUGUCGACCGCGGUAA